UUUAUUUAUGGAAGAACAACCAGUCUAACUUUUAAAUUUACAUGAGGAUCGGUUUGAAGACUUCAUCAUCAUGGCUGCAAUCUCUGGAGGGCAAGCAUGUCCUCAUAACAGGUGGAUCAACUGGGAUUGGUCUUGCCAUUGCCAAAGAGGCUCUCUCUCAAGGAGCUUUCGUUACCCUUUUAGCCAGAAGCUCCUCUAAAUUGGAGAAAGCAGAACAAAAUCUUGCCAAAAAUGGUGAUACCAAACAUAAAAUAUUAACCAAGGUUGCAGAUGUGGGUGUGUAUGAAACUUUGGCAAAGGCAAUAAAGGAAGCUUUUGAAUGGAGGGCUGUUGAUGUGCUGGUUUGCAAUGCAGGUGAUGCAAAAACUGCACUUCUGGAUGAGAGCAGAAUUGAAGAUCUGCAUGCCAUCAUUCAGACUAACUUGACAGGGGUUGUCAACACUGUGCAUGUUGGGAUUCCAUUGAUGAAGCAGAGGAGUCCCAAAACACCCAUGUCAAUUGUUCUCAUGAAUUCUCAGUCAGGAAUGUAUCCUGUGUACGGGAAUUCUGUGUAUACUGCAACCAAAUAUGGUCUAAAAGGACUCGGGGAAACUCUCAAGCUUGAAUUGAUGCCUCACAACAUCCGAAUAAGCAUAGUCUUUCCAGGUUAUGUGGAAACCCCCAUGCUUGAUUACUGUGGUGCGGAAGAUAACAGAGAUCUCUUUGAGUUAAGUAAGAUCAUAAACUUUUAUGAUCGAAGUAAAGCAGACACAGCUGAGCAUGUUGCAAAAUAUACAUUAGAAGCAACAAAGAAUGGUACUUUUCUUGUCACAAGCCAAUUCAGUGGUCUUAUGUUAUCCACAUUCUCUCGUGGAUCUAUGCCUGCAGAAUCAUUUGGAAGGGCCUUGCUUGAAUUGAUAUUAUAUAUUCCUGGUAGACUCUUCAGUUUCAUUGCGGCUGCUUAUAUCUAUUAUCUUAUAAAGCAUAGAAAUCAUAAGAAAUGAAAAGGCCAGAUCAGACCAUUUCUUAUUGAACAAAAGCUUUUGAUUAAGUUGUUUAUCUUAUGAUGGAUUAGGGCAUGUCCUCAUGCUGUUGCUUAGCUUAUUUUGGCUAGCAGCAACUAUUCAACUUUUUAAGGAGCAAUUUGUGGA
Molecule: messenger RNA, 1130 nt
Organism: Cryptomeria japonica (Japanese cedar)
Lineage: Eukaryota; Viridiplantae; Streptophyta; Pinopsida; Cupressales; Cupressaceae
Product: 3-dehydrosphinganine reductase TSC10A
Exons: 4
Coding region: 42-983 (313 amino acids)
Biological process (GO): sphingolipid biosynthetic process
Cellular component (GO): endoplasmic reticulum membrane
Molecular function (GO): 3-dehydrosphinganine reductase activity
Source: RefSeq, a predicted model, not a curated record